This is a messenger RNA of Dipodomys ordii (Ord's kangaroo rat), 1332 nucleotides long. RefSeq names its product acid phosphatase, prostate (gene Acp3). The coding region runs from base 1 to 1332 and encodes 443 amino acids. Gene Ontology annotation, cellular component: plasma membrane; lysosome. The record is from RefSeq and is a predicted model, not a curated record. Gene Ontology annotation, biological process: dephosphorylation; lysosome organization. The transcript is spliced from 12 exons. NCBI's taxonomy places the organism in Eukaryota, Metazoa, Chordata, Mammalia, Rodentia, Heteromyidae. Gene Ontology annotation, molecular function: acid phosphatase activity.
AUGAGAUCUACCUUCCUGGGCAGGACCCCGACAGCCCAGCACCCCGGCUUUCUGCUUCUUCUGCUCUCUCUCUGGCUACACCCAGGUGCUGUAGGCAAAGAGUUGAAGUGUGCAACACUGGUAUUUCGGCAUGGAGACCGAAGUCCCAUUGAAACAUUUCCCAAUGACCCGAUUAUGGAGUCCUCUUGGCCACAAGGAUUUGGCCAGCUCACCCAGCUUGGCAUGGAGCAGCAUUAUGAACUUGGCCAGUAUAUAAAGAAAAGAUACAGAAAGCUCUUGAAUGAGUCCUAUAAUCGUGAACAGGUGUAUAUUCGAAGCACAGAUGUGGACCGGACUCUGAUGAGCGCCAUGACAAACCUCGCAGCCCUGUUUCCUCCCGAGGGAACCAGCAUCUGGAAUCCCACCCUCCUCUGGCAGCCUAUCCCCGUGCAUACUGUGUCUCUGUCUGAGGAUCGGCUGCUCUACCUGCCCUUAAGGAACUGCCCCCGUUUCCAAGAACUUGAGAGCGAGACUUUGAAAUCGGAGGAAUUCCAGAAAAGACUUCACCCAUACAAGGACUUUAUCGAAACUUUGCCAUCGCUGUCAGGAUUCCACGGACGAGACCUCUUUGGGAUUUGGAGCAAAGUCUACGACCCUUUAUAUUGUGAGGGUGUCCACAAUUUUACGUUACCCUCCUGGGCCACGGAGGAUACCAUGACUAAGCUGAAAGAAUUAUCAGAAUUAUCUCUCCUGUCUCUCUACGGAAUUCACAAGCAGAAAGAGAAAUCGAGACUCCAGGGAGGUGUUCUGGUCAAGGAGAUCCUCAAGCACCUGAAGAGUGCAACUCAGACAGAAAAAUACAGGAAACUUGUUAUGUAUUCUGCGCAUGACACUACUGUUAGUGGCCUACAGAUGGCACUAGAUGUCUACAACGGCAUCCUUCCUCCCUAUGCUGCCUGCCACUUGAUGGAAUUGUACCUGGAGAAGGGUUUUAUACUCAAAUGGAAGAAGGACGGUAACAAGAUCUUUGCCCCUUUCUUCUUUGUCUUCAUUGAAGACCUUUAUGGGGCUUUUGGAUGUGGAAAGAGACUGGACCUGUUCCAUACUGUCUACGUAGAGAUGCGGGAGGCAGCAGGUGAAAAUCGCCUGAAGGCAGAUUGUCACUCAGUGUUGGGAAGUGACUGUCGCACUGGGAACUUCGCCUUGGAUACUACAGAGCGAGUGAAGCAUGGAAUUCUAAGGGUGAUCCUCGCUAUUGCCUUUUGCCUGGUGUCUGGUGUCCUCGUGGUGCUACUGUUCCUUCUCAUCCGUCACGGGCCCUGCUGGCAGAGAGACGUCUAUCGGAACAUCUAA